UAGCCAUAACGAGAAACAACCAAUUGGAAUAUAUCAUUGUUAAAUAAAAUACAUAAAAUGGCUCACAAAUCCUGCUGCCUGCUGUUCCUAGCGCUCUUAGCCUUCGCUGCAGCUCAGUACUAUACGCCCUACAAUCCAUACAAUACGCCCAGCCCAACGUUCUCUAGUCUCACUGGCUAUUACUAUUCGACAGCAACGCCUUACUAUUAUCCCACGCCGAGCAACUAUAACAACGAUAUUAGUAUACGCAUUUGGCCCUAUGUUAUCGGUCAAUAUCUGUAUCCUACUUACUACAACAACAACUACUACAAUCCCUAUGCCUCGCUCAAUACGCCCAACUGGCAGGCAUACUAUGCGAAUGCCUAUCGAAGUAACUUUGGUAAAAAGUAAUUA
Molecule: messenger RNA, 393 nt
Organism: Drosophila hydei
Lineage: Eukaryota; Metazoa; Arthropoda; Insecta; Diptera; Drosophilidae
Exons: 2
Coding region: 58-390 (110 amino acids)
Source: RefSeq, a predicted model, not a curated record